GAGAGACCUUAUCCUAGGCGUUGUCGGACUGGUAGAAGUCCAACUAAAACAGAUCCACUAGCAGAGAGUCGAAUAGAGAAACCUCAUCCAGUUUAUGUCCCUAGAGAUGAAACUUUUGAAGAAAUUAAGCAAAAUACUUUUUCUGCUGGAAGGUUGAAAGCUCUGUUACAUAACCUGGUACCCCUAAUUGCUGCCACACUGUCAAGCUCAGACAUUCCCUUCACAAACUUCUCCGACAUAGAUAAACUCUAUAACGAUGGGUUUGAAUUGAACGAUGAUGAACAUUCACAGAAGAAUAAAUUUCUUUCUGAUACUUUGGAUAAAGUAUUUUCUGUCAGCAAAAGGUUGCUCAAGUAUGAGAUUCCUGCUAUAAUCAAACGGGAUAGAUUUGCUUGGUUGCGAGAUAAUGAGUUUGCGCGACAAGCUUUAGCAGGGGUUAACCCUGUGAAUAUUGAACUUUUGAGGGAAUUUCCAAUUGUUAGCAAACUAGAUCCAGCUGUUUAUGGCCCCCCUGAUUCAGCUAUUACCAGGGAUCUUAUAGAACAAGAGCUUAAUGGACUGACUGUUGAAGAGGCAAUUGAAGACAAGAGAUUGUUUAUACUUGAUUAUCAUGACAUGCUUUUGCCAUUUAUCGGGAAGAUGAACUCCUUGCCAGGGAGGAAAGCUUAUGCAUCAAGAACACUUCUCUUCCACACAUCCAGAGGUAUUCUAAAGCCGAUUAUCGUUGAACUUUCACUGCCUCCAACACCUUCUUCACCUAGGAACAAGCGUAUAUUCACCCAUGGGCAUGAUUCUACCAGUCACUGGAUCUGGAAUCUAGCCAAAGCACAUGUUUGUUCAAAUGAUGCUGGCAUUCAUCAGUUGGUGAACCACUGGCUAAGGACUCAUGCUUGUAUGGAACCGUAUAUCAUUGCAACCCAUAGGCAUCUUAGCUCUAUGCACCCAAUUUACAAGCUACUUCACCCACACAUGCGCUACACACUGGAAAUCAAUGCGCUUGCGAGGCAGAGUUUGAUAAACGGGGGUGGAGUUAUUGAAGCAUGUUUUAGCCCCGGAAGAUAUUCAAUGGAAAUAAGCUCCGCAGCUUACAAGAGCAUGUGGCGGUUUGAUAUGGAAGCUCUGCCUUCAGAUUUAAUAAGAAGGGGAAUGGCCGUGGAGGAUCCAUCAAUGCCUUUGGAGGUGAAACUUGUGAUUGAAGACUACCCUUAUGCAGCAGACGGCCUUCUUAUAUGGUCUGCCAUAAAAGAAUAUGUGGAGUCGUAUGUUGAGCACUACUAUUCCGAGCCUAAUUCUGUCACUUCCGAUGUUGAGCUCCAAGGGUGGUGGAAUGAGAUCAAGAACAAGGGACACCCUGACAAGAAAGAUGAGCCUUGGUGGCCAAAGCUUGUUACUAAAGAAGACUUGUCUGGCAUACUCACCAUAAUGAUUUGGAUUGCCUCAGGCCAACAUGCAGCAAUAAACUUUGGGCAGUACCCUUUUGGAGGUUAUGUACCUAACCGUCCUACCCUUAUGCGAAAGCUCAUCCCACGUGAAGAUGAUCCCAGCUAUGAGAACUUUAUUCUUCACCCUGAGUUCACUUUUCUGGCAUCUUUGCCUACUCAACUCCAAGCUACUAAAGUGAUGGCUGUUCAAGAUACCUUGUCGACUCAUUCAGCAGAUGAGGAAUACUUGCAUCAGGUGCACGAACUUCAAAGAUUCUCCUUAAAUGAUCAUGAAGUUUUGAAGAUUUCUGAAAGAUUCUGUGCCAAAUUAGAGGAGAUAGAACAUACCAUCAACCAAAGAAACAAGGAUAAUCGUCUUAAAAACCGAAGUGGUGCUGGCAUUCCUCCAUAUGAACUGCUCCUACCUACUUCUGGUCCGGGCGUUACCUGUCGCGGUAUUCCCAACAGCAUCUCUAUCUGACAGGUUCAUGAUCUCACAGUCACAGCUCACUCAAUGUAUUAUUCAUAUCUUCUAUGGUUAUGACUUGCUAGGGAUCAUCUGGAACUUGGUUGCAUGCAGUUUGUAGUUAGUAUUCAUUCUUUUAACACUUGUAGAAAUAUUUUGCAGGUCGUGGAUACUAAUAAAUUGAGGGCAUUAAACUCUUGAGAAGCACCAUGUAAUUAGAAAAUAAUACUUAUUGAGUUUUGUCUUUCCAAGAAGAUA
Molecule: messenger RNA, 2145 nt
Organism: Nicotiana tabacum (common tobacco)
Lineage: Eukaryota; Viridiplantae; Streptophyta; Magnoliopsida; Solanales; Solanaceae
Source: RefSeq, a predicted model, not a curated record